GUAGAACUGGACAAACGCGACCCACGACACAACGUUUUCCCCCCUCGACGUUUCGGCAGAGAAACAGUGGAUUUAUCCGGGGUUUUUUAGACAAUAACGCGAACAAACUAACAAAGGAGACACGUGUUUAUUUAGCGUAUUGGAGAUUAUUAGACGUUUUUGUUUAUUGUGUGGUUUUCCUGUGACGCCCGGGACCGGAAAAUAACCGUUUUCCCCCGACAGCUGGUUUGCAGAUUCCCCCUACAAGCACUUGAAGUUGAGCCGGCUGAGAUGAGCGGUCCAGAGGUGGCCAAGACACCGGGAGGUGGAGCUCCGGGCAAGGAGGGGAAGGAGCCGGUGGCCAAUGGGCACGCAGGAGAGGGCAGCGACGCCAACCCAUUCGCCGAGUACAUGUGGAUGGAGAAUGAAGAAGAGUAUAACAGACAGGUGGAAGAGGAGCUGUUGGAGCAGGAGUUCUUGGAGCGCUGCUUUCAGGAAAUGUUGGAGGAGGAGGACCAGGAUUGGUUCAUCCCUUCACGUGACCUCAACAACCAGGGGGUGGGGCAGCUGCAGCAGCAGCUCAACGGCCUGUCUGUCAGCGAUCACCACAACAACCUGGAGGAAGUGGCGAGGAAGAGCAUCUUGAAUCCCGAAGCGAAGGAGUUCGUCCCGGGGAAGAAAUACUAGGAGUCCCCCUCACCCCCAUGGAGCCUCCACGCGCACGCACACACACCAGUUCUCACAUAUUCUCAGAGACUCUGGCGGCCAUGACCGCACACACACUGAUUCACAAACACACACACACACACACUCCUACACACUUGAAGUCAAUGGCGUGCUGGCAGGCCCAGUUGGGGGGUGGGGGGAUUUUUCUUUUUGUUUCUUUUUGUUUCUUUAAUCUUUUUAUUUCCUGUUUGUUUCUUGUAAACUGAGGGACAUUGGGAACAGGAGUGGGGGAGGGGUGUAAAACCAGCACCGCCCUUACUGCGGGCGCUAGCUCAUCAUCGCAUUUCAGAUGACACUGUUGAUGUUUACAGAGUAUGCAGAUCUCAUCGAUGUCCAUUUGGAACUGAGGCAGCUACCAAGGAGUGAUACGAGGACAAAAUGUCAAUCCAAAAACAUCUAAUAAUAAACUUGGAAAAAUUGCUUCACAUACUUGUUAAUUUGUGUGCUGUCAGAUUUGAAAAACAUCGUCAGUAGGUCGAGGGUCUCCAUGAUAGUGGGGUUAGAGAGCGACAAACAUUUCAGGGGACUUGAUGGGUUUCUGCAGCUGCUCUGUUGUGUCAUCACGGUCAGAUAAACCCGGUAACGUUUGCUCCUAUGACAUCAUAAGCUCAUUGCGACGUCACAGCUCUAGUGCAUCUAGAAAUGUGGGCUCUUAUUUGUAUCUGCGGCGGCUCCGUUCCAAACCAAAUACAGACCCCACCCUCCCUGCACGCUUGUUUUUGAACAGACAUGGACAGGUAAUCAUGGAUAAGAUGUUAUUUUCCCAAUUUAUGUGGAAGUCCAUGUUUAUCUUUCGUCGUAGAACAGAUGUGUGAGUUUCUCAUUCAUGCAUCAAGUCGAGUUAAGCAAGAAAAAUAUUAUUAUAGAGGGAAGGUCAGAGAUUUUUGAACCUUUUAAAAACUCAGUGCUCUUUUUCUUUUUUUUUUUUUUGUUCACUGCUUCAUCCUUUUCAGUUCAAUUUGGAUUCAUGGGGUGUAGUGAACAACCUUGUUACAGGGGAGUAUUUGGUCUGGAACACAGCCACUGCCUCUUUCUGCCGGAACAACUUGGUUUGUCCAGCAUGAGAUCAAGUGUCCAUAUCCAAAUCAGGUUUUCAAAUAGCCUCUCCUCCUCUUUUUUUUCUUUUUUUUUCUCCAUGUUUUUGAGGAUGAGGAAUUUUGUGUCUCUACUGGGUACAGUAACCUGUGGUGUCCAUUCAGUCCUGUGUGCAGGAGGAAACGUGAGGGGACAAUAUUGUCAUGGCCAAUCAGAAUAAAGCAGUAUGGAACAUGUGGCAGACAGUUUGGCUUCCUUGCUCUUCUUCUCUUUGUAGGUUGAUGUCUUUUUGAGGAAGUUCUUUUGAACCAUAUCUUUGUUGUGGUCUGGCUUUCCCUGAAGCAUCGCCCCUUAGUGCAAGAAUAAUCUCCUGUUAAAUUGUGAGGUGAUGGGGAAAAAGUUGUAUAUGUGAAGAUGCUUAUUGGGAAACCCAGAUUCUAAUCCACAGUAAUCAUUACCACUUGGGUUGAAAAUGCAGAAGCAUUAUUAUCUUCUUCAUGCCACUGUUCAUUUGUGGUAUUAACAGUGACAAUAAUGUCUUGUGUAUUUUACUGUAUUCGUGUUAAGUAGACACUUGUGUACUUUGAAUUAAGAAGUAAAGACCUUUACAUCCAUGCAGCGUUUCAUUCUAACGAGUACACAAGUGUGUUCUUAACCGGGGAAAUGUUGGGUUGACAUUGAACUUCCUCACACAGUGUUGGACCACCGCUGUGUUGGAUGGCACCCUGGUGAAGCCAAUAGGAAUGUCCGCCAGGUGGAUUGUACAACAUGAAAUCAUUUUUGGUGAUUUUGUUUAGACGCGUUAGAUGACAGAAGCCGUUUAAAAAAAAAGAAAAGAGGUCCAGAAGACACAAAGAGUAUGAAUUUCAAUACAAAUAAAAAUAAUGAAAAAAGAAGAAUAAAGAUGUUAAAAGACAAA
This is a messenger RNA of Cottoperca gobio, 2659 nucleotides long. RefSeq names its product poly(A) binding protein interacting protein 2B (gene paip2b). Gene Ontology annotation, cellular component: cytoplasm. Gene Ontology annotation, molecular function: mRNA regulatory element binding translation repressor activity. The transcript is spliced from 4 exons. Bases 271 to 666 code for a protein of 131 amino acids. The record is from RefSeq and is a predicted model, not a curated record. NCBI's taxonomy places the organism in Eukaryota, Metazoa, Chordata, Actinopteri, Perciformes, Bovichtidae. Gene Ontology annotation, biological process: negative regulation of translational initiation.